Messenger RNA from Protopolystoma xenopodis, 234 nucleotides. The record is from the annotation of a GenBank genome assembly. Lineage: Eukaryota; Metazoa; Platyhelminthes; Monogenea; Polystomatidea; Polystomatidae.
AUGAACGGCCACUUAUUCUUCGUGUCUUCUUGGCUUACACCGCCACCAUCGCGCCUCCAAAGCCAGCCUCAUUCGACCCCUCUCACUCGUUCUCUCUCCACACGAGAUGAACGCUACUCCAUCGGCCGGGCAUACCCUCACAAGCGGACAGACAAGCACAGACUGAAAAAGCAGCAUCACUGGCAUCACCGCCGUCCCGACAGCCGAUCAAAGUUGGCUGAAUUGUAUGCGUAA